Molecule: messenger RNA, 3202 nt
Organism: Leptonychotes weddellii (Weddell seal)
Lineage: Eukaryota; Metazoa; Chordata; Mammalia; Carnivora; Phocidae
Source: RefSeq, a predicted model, not a curated record
CUGAAGAGGAAAGACCCGCCUGUUGGCGCCCAGUAAUUGGUGGGAGGGGAGGCAUGUGGAACUCGAGGGAGGAGAUACAGACCCUUUAGCUACAUCACCCACUCGUGCGCAAGUGAGACUUAUCUUACCCCAAGGGUAAACGUGGGAGGUAAAGAGACCUUCCGCUGCGUAGAAGCGGCUCGACCCGGAAACAAAGUCUUUUUAAAAAACUAUUCACACUCUGGAGGGGCGGGCGGAAUUGACGUGUCGCGAAGACUGGAAGGCUUCGCAAGUUGCUAAGCGACGAGGCUGGAGAGCGAGCGCACGCCCGAGCCGCUGGGGAGUUACCUGAGGGAUUUGUGGCUGUUGCAGCUCCUAGACAGAAGAGACCGAGCGAGCGCGCCGCGGCCUGCCGGGUCCUCCUUCCCUAGUUGCCAGGGGGGACCCUCCGCUCUGGGUAGUGUCCGGUGACGAGCUGAGCAGCUUGCGGGGACGCCCCUCUGAGGCGGCCACGGGCCGCGCGUCUUCCCCACUCCAAGAGGCAGUGUUUUCUACUGAACAAUCAUAUAUGGAGGUAAAACACCACACCCUUUGAUACAGGACAGAGAUUUCUUCUGCCAUCAGAUGUCUUUCUGCUUGACUGAACUGCACCUGUGGUCUUUGAAGAAUACCUUACACAUUGGGGAUAGAGACAUAGGGAUCUACCAGUAUUAUGACAAGAAAGACCCACCAGUAUCAGUGACAGAGCAUGGUAACUUAGAAGAAAAGCAGAAGCUGGCAGAAUCACGAGAUUAUCCGUGGACACUCAAAAAUAGACGCCCAGAAAAACUUCGAGACUCACUCAAGGAGUUGGAGGAAUUGAUGCAAAACAGUCACUGUGUGCUGAGCAAAUGGAAGAACAAAUAUGUCUGUCAGCUCCUCUUUGGUUCAGGUGUGCUGGUGUCCCUAAGCCUCUCUGGGCCACAGCUGGAAAAAGUGGUGAUUGACAGAAGCCUGGUGGGGAAGCUCAUCUCCGACUCCAUCAGUGAUGCUCUUCUCACAGACAACUUUAUCAUCUUAUCAUUUUUGACACAAAACAAACUAUGUUUUAUUCAGUUUACCAAGAAGAUGGGUUCUCCUGAUACAAACAAAAGACUGGAAAAACUCUCAGCCUUGGAUUAUAAGAUUUCCUAUUACGAGAUACCUGGCCCAGUAAACAGGACAACAGAGUGUCGUCUAGCUAUCAAUUGUGUUCAGGAUAUAGUUGCUUGCUGGUGGCCACUGGUCAGUGAUGAUGCUUGGCCUUGGGCCCCCAUUUCUCCUGAGAAGGACAGAGCCAAUCUGCUGCUCCUAGGUUAUGCUCAAGGAAGACUGGAGGUUCUGAGUUGUGUCCGCACAGAGUGGGAUCCACUGGAUAUUCGCUUUGGCACCAAACAGCCUUAUCAGGUGUUGACAGUGGAGCGCUCCAUCAGUGUAGACAAAGAGUCCAUGGCUGACAGCUGCAUCUACGAAUACGUUCGGAACAAAAUCCAGUGUAUAUCAGUAACCAGAAUACCACUAAGAUCAAAGGCCAUUAGCUGCUGCAGGAAUGUUACUGAAGACAAACUGAUUCUGGGCUGUGAAGAUUCUUCAGUGAUUCUUUAUGAAACUCACCGUAGAGUAACUCUCUUAGCCCAGGCUGAACUUUUGCCUUCAUUAAUAAGCUGCCACCCAAGUGGCGCCAUUCUACUAGUUGGCAGCAACCAAGGGGAGCUUCAGAUUUUUGAUAUGGCUUUAUCCCCUAUUAACAUCCAGCUCCUGGCUGAAGACCGCUCACCCAGGGAGAUUCUGCAGUUCAAUAAAUUCUUUGACAUUUCCAGCAGUCUUGUUCAAAUGCAGUGGAUAGCUCCUCAGGUGGUUUCUCAGAAGCCAGAAUGUGGGGACAUCUAUGAUCUCCUCUUCCUCAGGUUUGACAGAGGACCUUUGGGUGCACUUUUGUUUAAACUUGGUAUCUUCACACGAGGACAGCUGGGCCUGACAGACACCAUUUUCCAUCACAUUCACUGUGAUGAGAUCUAUGAGGCAAUAAACAUCCUGAGCAGUAUGAACUGGGACACUCUGGGUCACCAGUGCUUUAUCAGCAUGAGUGCCAUUGUAAACCAUCUUCUUAGACAAAAACUCACUCCAGAGAGAGAAGCACAGCUUGAGGCAAGCCUUGGAACCUUUUAUGCUCCAACAAGACCACUCCUGGAUACAACUAUAUUGGAAUAUAGAGACGAAAUCAGCAAAUAUGCAAGAAGAUUCUUCCAUCACUUGCUCAGGUACCAGAGAUUUGAAAAGGCAUUUCUGUUAGCUGUUGACAUUGGUGCUCGUGACCUGUUUAUGGACAUCCAUUACUUUGCACUAGAUAAGGGUGAAUUGGCACUAGCUGAAGUGGCAAGAAAAAGAGCUAGUGACAUUGAUGCAGAAUCAAUAACCUCUGGAGUUGAACUCCUGGGGCCUUUGGACAGAGGAGAUAUGCUAAAUGAAGCUUUUGUUGGCCUAUCUUUAGUUCCUCAAGGAGAAGACACAUUUCCAGAUAACCUCCCUCCCUUUUGUUCAAUCCAUAAACAUAUUAUUCAACAAAGAACACUGAAUGUCUCUUCUAAUAGCACAACAUCCAAUCUGCAGUCCAAGGAUCAAUGAGUCAUUUCAACUUUCAAGUCUUAUUACUGAAGAAAUACAUUUCAUAAGCUGCCAUAGAUACUGAUUCCUCUGAUAGAUCCGGCAAAGCAAGUUGAAACCUUCUGGAAAGCAUUCACCAUUCUAGAUGCCAUUAAGAACAUUCAUGAUUCACGGGAAGAGGUCAACAUGAACAGGAGUUUGGAAGAAGCUGAUUCCAACACUCCUGGAUGACUUUGAGGAGAUCAAGACAUCAGUGGAGGAAGGAACUGCAGAUGUGGUGAAAAUAGCAAGAGAAUUAGAACUAGAUGCAGAGCCUGAAGAUGGGACUAAAUUUCUGUGACUGAAUCUCAUGAUGAAACUUAAAUGGAUUAGGAAAGUUUCUUAUGGAUGAAGAAAGUGGUUUCUUGAGUUGGAACCUACUCCUGGUGAAGAUGCUGUGAAGACAUGUUGAAAUGACAAUGAAGGAUUUAGAACAUUACAGAAACUUAGUUAAUGAAGUGGUGGCAAGGGUAUGAGAGGAUGGACGCCAAUUUUGAAAGCUGCUACUGUUGGUAAAAUACUAUCAAACAGCAUCCCACGGUACAGAGAAAUCAUUCGUGAA